CGUCUCGCCCUCGGGGGCGUGGUUGGCCGAGUUAUUGACAGCGCUCUUGUUUUGCUAGUCGCGCGUUAGCCUUUGUCUCUGGCGCCUUGUUGCGGACUCAUUCACUCCGUAUGUCCACUAACUUCGCUGAAGGCUUGAACCGGAUACGACACACGUCGUUGCGUAACGUCGCUAUCUACCGGUGGACGGUUAUCUGUUGUCGUUGCUUGUUGCUUGUCGUUAGCUCGUCGAGCUAUGUUGCUAAUGUUUGAGUUUAGCAUCGCGAGGAGCGAACUCUGAGCCGAGAAACACCGCAAUCCUCUCACGCAGUGAAACACGGAGAUUCCCGUUUGCUGUAAAGUUUGAUAGCACACAGAUACAUGGCCGCUGGAGAGCUGACCUUUAGCCAUGGCGUUGGCUGUGGACGUGUCCGCAGAUGAGUUUACCCUGAGAACAGAUUCAGCUGGAUGAGUUCGCAACAAUGUCCUUAAAAUCAACCAAAGUGGCCCCGAGUGUUGAUUUUGACCACAGUUGCUCCGACAGCGUGGAAUAUCUGACGCUAGAUUUCGGCCCAUUUGAGACCGUUCAUCGCUGGAGGAGACUCCCUCCGUGUGAUGAGUUUGUUGGUGCAAGGCGCAGUAAGCACACUGUUGUGGCAUACAGAGAUGCCAUUUACGUUUUUGGGGGAGACAAUGGAAAGAACAUGCUGAACGACUUGCUCCGUUUUGAUGUGAAGGACUGCUCGUGGUGUCGAGCCUUCACCACUGGAACUCCACCUGCUCCCCGAUAUCACCAUUCAGCUGUUGUCUAUGGCAGCAGCAUGUUUGUUUUUGGGGGCUACACUGGAGACAUCUACUCGAACUCAAACCUGAAAAACAAAAAUGACCUUUUUGAGUACAAAUUUGCCACAGGGCAGUGGACUGAAUGGAAAGUGGAGGGGAGCUUGCCAGUGGCUCGGUCUGCCCAUGGGGCCACGGUCUACAGUGAUAAAUUGUGGAUAUUUGCCGGCUAUGAUGGGAAUGCCAGGCUGAAUGACAUGUGGACCAUCAAUCUGCAAGAUCGAGAACAUGCGUGUUGGGAAGAGAUCGAUCAAAGUGGUGAGAUUCCUCCAUCUUGCUGCAACUUCCCUGUAGCCGUAUGCAUGGACAAGAUGUUUGUGUUUUCUGGUCAGAGUGGAGCCAAAAUCACCAACAACCUCUUCCAGUUUGAGUUCAAGGGCCACAUGUGGACACGCAUCCCAACCGAACACUUACUGCGGGGCUCGCCUCCCCCUCCCCAGAGACGUUACGGCCACACAAUGGUUGCCUUUGACCGUCACCUGUAUGUAUUUGGAGGUGCGGCUGACAACACUCUGCCCAACGAACUGCACUGCUACGAUGUGGACUCUCAGAGGUGGGAGGUGAUCCAUCCCAGCAUGGACAGUGAGGCCCCUCAGAUGCCCAGUGGGAGACUCUUCCAUGCUGCUGCUGUGAUUCAAGAUGCCAUGUACAUCUUUGGAGGAACUGUGGACAACAAUGUGCGCAGUGGGGAGAUGUACAGAUUCCAGUUUUCCUGCUACCCAAAGUGCACUCUCCAUGAGGACUAUGGCAAACUGUUGGAGAAUCGUCAGUUCUGUGAUGUGGAGUUUAUUCUGGGCGAGAGGGAGGAGAAAGUCUUGGGGCAUAUUGCCAUAGUGACUGCAAGAUGUCAGUGGCUACGAAAGAAAAUCCUGCAGGCUUGGGAUAGGCAGCGACAGAAGGCUAAACAGGACAGCAGCGAGGAAAGUGACGAAGGGACAGCUGGAAGCCCAAAGGAUAUCCCAGCAGGCAACAGGCCGAUGCUAGAGGUAUCCAUCAGAGAAGCAGAGGCCCAGCCUUUUCAGGUCUUAAUGCAGUUCCUUUACACGGACAAGAUCCAGUACCCACGCAGAGGUCAUGUGCAGGAUGUUCUUUUAAUUAUGGAUGUGUACAAACUGGCCCUUAGUUUUAAGCUUUCCCGCCUCGAGCAGCUGUGUGUGCAGUACAUCGAGGCCUCUGUCGACCUACAGAAUGUUCUCAGUGUUUGUGAAAAUGCCAACAAGCUGCAACUGGACCAACUCAAGGAACAUUGCCUUAAUUUUGUGGUGAAGGAGUCUCACUUCAACCAGGUGAUCAUGACGAAGGAGUUUGAACGUCUGUCCACUCCACUGAUUGUGGAGAUUGUGCGACGAAAGCAGCAGCCUCCUCUCAGGUUGUACUCCGACCAGCCAGUGGACAUCGGGACCUCACUGGUUCAGGACAUGAAGGCUUACCUGGAGGGAGGCGGCCUGGAGUUCUGCAACAUUGUCCUGCUGUUAGACGGACACCCACGACCUGCUCAUCAAGUCAUACUGGCAGCACGAUCCAGUUACUUUGAGGCGAUGUUCCGCUCCUUCAUGCCUGUGGACGGUCAGGUUAAUAUCUCCAUCGGUGAGAUGGUUCCCAGUAAGCACGCCUUUGAGUCCAUGCUGCGUUAUAUCUACUAUGGCGACGUCAACAUGCCUCCAGAAGAUUCCCUCUAUCUGUUUGCUGCACCAUAUUACUACGGGUUUUCAAACAACAGGCUGCAGGCUUACUGCAAGCAGAAUCUGGAGAUGAACGUCACUGUGGAGAACGUCUUGCAGAUUCUGGAGGCAGCUGAUAAGACCCAGGCUCUGGACAUGAAGAAGCACUGCCUGCACAUUAUUGUCCACCAGUUCAUUAAGGUAUCCAAGCUCCCCAACCUGCGGUCUCUCAGCCAGCUGCUGCUGUUGGACAUCAUUGAGUCUCUAGCUACACACAUAUCAGACAAACAAUGUGCUGAGAUGGGCUCCGACAUUUAGGAUGACGGCGAGAGUUGGGCUCUUAUCUCCUCUCACAGAAGCCAUACAGCUCUGCUCAACCUACAUCUAGUCAUUCCCUGGUCCCCGUUGCGCAGUAGCUUUCUUUAUGUUGGCCCACACAUCUCCAGACCCACAUACCGUAGAUGGCUUUUAUCCACGUUGUAUCAAAUUGCUCUCACUCUGCAUCUUAAUGAGGAGUAAAAUCAAUGAAGAAACCACAUUCUAGCUCAGUUACAAUUUGUUAAAAAUCCCCUUAUUUGUUUAGUUAGUGAUUUAUCUAUUUUGUUUACAGAGGAAACGUUAGCAAGGUUUUAUUCUGCUCAGUAUUGCUGUUGCAUAUGCAGUGGACUGUAAUAUUGAUACUUGUGACACUCUAGAGGUUCAAGUGUUGCACUCAGCUGUUUUCUGCUCAGAUACAUUCUGUCACCUAAAUGCAACUUCAUCAACGUAUACUUUUAAGUGGAUUAUUUAUCUACACAUCUGUAUUCAUCAACUCUGACUCUCGCCUGGAUAAAUGUUGUAAGGAAUCAUAAUCAUUAUAUGAAAAUAAUUAGAAUGUACGUCUGUCUUAAAGCUAUUUGUUUCAUUUAAUGUUAUUUUUAUUGGCAAACAUCUUUUGUAAUAUUAACCACCUCUACUAUACUAACAGACAAGCCCUGUCUAUCUACAAGAUAUAGCAAUGUGUAUUAAGUGACAUCGGUAUGCUGUUAUUAAAUAUUUACCCACAUGGGUUUCAUGUAUUUAAAGCCUUAAUAAAUCUUAUAGAAAAUGA
Messenger RNA from Cyclopterus lumpus (lumpfish), 3569 nucleotides. RefSeq names its product leucine-zipper-like transcription regulator 1 (gene lztr1). The coding region runs from base 461 to 2797 and encodes 778 amino acids. Gene Ontology annotation, cellular component: Golgi apparatus. The record is from RefSeq and is a predicted model, not a curated record. Gene Ontology annotation, molecular function: protein binding. NCBI's taxonomy places the organism in Eukaryota, Metazoa, Chordata, Actinopteri, Perciformes, Cyclopteridae. The transcript has 19 exons.